AUGAGUGAACAGCAGCGGCUAGUGUGGACGGGAACGCUCAAUUUGAGGAUAGAACUGGAUCCAGAGCUGGUUUUGACAGACCAAAAAGAACGUACAACGACGAUAUGUGUGAAUGUUCAAGUACCGAGAGACUCGUAUCUGGUGUUGUAUCUGCCGUUUAUCAUUCAGAAGCUGCAACCGCAACUUCGAGUGAAUGUCAAAGAUUUUUACCAAGGCUGGUGGUUUGAAAUGGAAAAUGUGUGUAUCCCAUGGAACUUCCCUAUAGGUGCACUUUACGAUUCGUUCACGGGUCUUAAUCCACAAAAUCGAGCUUCAGGGUCUCAAGAAAACAGCGUCAACGUGUGGAAACUGAUGCUACGUUAUGGGAAGCAACUUCCUCGGGGUUUCAUACCCAUACGAAACGGGAGCGAACAGAUCAGAGAACUGUGGAUGCACCAGUGGAAACAAGCCUGUUUCGUUAUGAAUGGGAAUUCAAAGCUAGUUAUGUCGUUUUCAAAACCCGAUACACUGUCGUUCUGGGAAAGCGUGCUUCGCAGGAGCUUCGCUGGCUUCACUGACAUCAGACAAAGAAUCCUGCCCUCAAAAAAUGAUGUGAAAUCUGUUCCUGUCAGAAUCCAUUUGGCACUCCCAGAAAUAAGACUGGUGGAACCGGUGUGCAAUGCCUACGACAAUACAAGAGAAGUGGAGUUGACUUUGAAGAAACUACUUUCCCGCGAGUUUCCCGAGUGGUUCGCACCCGAUGGGAACGCGCCUUAUCUUGCAGUGCCGGUAAUCCAAGGCAUAAUAGUACCCUUGGAUCUCCAAUUAUGGCUACUGUAUCAACAGCUGGCUAGCUUCGAUGGUUUUCUGCACAUCUCGCUUUGUCUCCUUGCGAAAACCGAUGACGAAGCUUAG
This is a messenger RNA of Lachancea lanzarotensis, 894 nucleotides long. It is a transcript of the gene ATG5, whose product is annotated as LALA0S01e03576g1_1. Bases 1 to 894 code for a protein of 297 amino acids. The transcript has a single exon. The record is from RefSeq and is a predicted model, not a curated record. Lineage: Eukaryota; Fungi; Ascomycota; Saccharomycetes; Saccharomycetales; Saccharomycetaceae. Gene Ontology annotation, biological process: cellular response to nitrogen starvation; nucleophagy; autophagy of mitochondrion. Gene Ontology annotation, cellular component: cytoplasm; Atg12-Atg5-Atg16 complex; phagophore assembly site membrane.